AUGUCUAAUAAUAUUGAAAUUGAAGGAAUCAAUUGGAUUGAAGAAGCCAUCUCAAAAAAACAUAUAAAAUAUUAUGAAUAUGAAUAUUUUUAUAAUAUUAAAGAAAUUGGUACCGGAGGUUUUGGAAAAGUCUGUCGUGCAAAAUGGAAACAUUCUAAUAAAUACUUGGCAUUAAAAUCUUUUUAUAAUUUUAACGACGCAACUGUCAAAGAAGUCGUUCAUGAACUUAAGCUUCAUCGUGAAGUUGAUUUUAAUGAUAACAUCAUUCGUUUUUAUGGCAUUACAGCUUCCAAUCAAGAUUAUUUGAAAGUAGCAUUCGACAUACUUACUUGGGAUGACAAAUUCAACCUGGCGCUUCAAUUAGCCUAUGCCUUAUCAUGUUUACAUGACGAGGGAAUCGUUCACCGCGAUUUGCACUCCGGUAAUGUAUUAGUACAUCAUAAUACCAUCAAAUUAGCAGAUUUUGGAUUAUCGAAGAGAAUUGGAGAAGGAUCCAAAUCCCAAGCAAGCUUAUACGGAGUAAUUCCCUAUGUUGAUCCAAGAAGAUUUAUGAGACGAAGGAAAAAUAACGAAAAUAAAACACAAUUAUCUUCGUUAGAUGAAAAAAGUGAUAUUUACAGUAUUGGAGUACUUUUAUGGGAGAUAUCUAGUGGUAAACCUCCUUUUUAUGUUGAAGAUGAACAAUAUGAUAUUGAUUUGGCCUUGGAAAUUUCACAAGGUCUUAGAGAAACGAUCGUUCCUAAUACACCCGUUGAAUAUUCUAAUCUUUACAUUGAAUGUUGGGAUAAUGAUCCAGAUAAUCGUCCAACUAUAAGUCAAGUAGUUGAUAAAUUAAAAUCAAUGAAUCCAACGAUAAAUGUAUCACCAAUUGACCAACAAGCAGUCGAUACUUUUCAAACAUUUAGUAAACUACAGUCUAAUUCAAAUAGUAUUAAAAGUGUUAAUACUACAGGUUUUCAUGGAGAAUUAUCUCAAAUGAUGCAAAAUUUUAAUAACUUAAAUAUAGAAGAAAUGAUUGUUGAACCUUUAACAACACGAUCAUUAAUUGUCAAUAAAAAUGUUGAACCUUUAACAUCAGGAUUUGAAUCACGCGAACAAAAUAAAAAUAUUUCAUCAAAAAAUAAUUUUAAUUUAUCAGUUGAAGAAAUAUAUAAUAUCAUUUUUAAAUUAACAAAUGAAGGGAAGGAAUGGAAUGUAUCGAAAUAUGUUUUAGAAUAUUUUAAUAAUCAUAAUAUUAAUUCACGAGAAAUUUAUUAUUGGAUUAUAAAUAAUCAGAAUGAUUCGAUUUAUAAUUUUUUAUUGGGAUGUUUUAAUUAUUAUGGUAUUGGAAUAGAUGAAAAUCGUAAAGAAGCGUUUAAUUUAUUUAUCAAUGCAUCAAAAAAAAAUCAUAUAUUGGCAGAUUAUUACAUUGGAUUAUGUUACGAAGUUUUAAAGAAUGAAAAGUUAGCUUUUAAAUAUUAUGAAAAAGCAGCUAAAAAUGAAUGUGUAGCUGGAGAAUUUAAAACUGGUUAUUGUUAUUAUAACGGAAUAGGAAAAAAAAAAGGUGUGAAGAUGGCUGCCUUUUGGUGUAAAAAAGCUGCAUAUAAUGGACAUUUAAUGGCCAUGUAUUAUCUUGCUCACAUGUAUAAAAAUGGAAGAGGCGUUAAAAAGGAUUAUGAUAAAGCUUUUGAACUAUUUAAAAUAUCGGCCGAAGGAGAAUAUGCAAACGGAAUAAUGAUGUUAGGAUAUUGUUAUGAAUGUAAAAUCGGAACUGACGUUGAUAAACAAAAGGUACUUGAAUUAUAUCAAAAAUCAGCAAAUUUAGGAAGUAGUAAAGCUCAAUAUAUUCUCGCUUCAAUGUAUAGUAAUGGGAAGGGAAUUGCGAGAGAUAUGGUACAAGCAAUUUAUUGGUAUGAAAAGGCUAUGAAUAAUGGAUAUUUACUGGCAAUGUAUGAUCUUGCUAAUAUAUAUAGAAUUGGAAGUUUUGUUGAGAAAGAUUAUGACAAAGCUUUUAAAUUAUUUAAAAAAUUAGCCGAAGAAGAACAUAUGGAUGGAAUGACAAUGUUAGGAUUUUGUUAUAGUAAAGGAAUUGGAACUUAUGUUGAUAAACAAAUGGCAUUUAAAUUAUAUCAAAAGGUAGCGAAAUUAGGAAAUUAUAGAGCUCAAUAUAAUCUUGCUCUUAUGUAUAAUUAUGGAAUAGGAACUAAGAAGGAUUUAGAUAAAGCAGUUUAUUGGUAUGAAAUGUCCGCUAAUCAAGGAUUUCAUAGGGCUCAAAGUAAAUUUAGGAUUCUUACAAAGAUCAGAAAUAGGUAA
Molecule: messenger RNA, 2292 nt
Organism: Rhizophagus irregularis DAOM 181602=DAOM 197198
Lineage: Eukaryota; Fungi; Glomeromycota; Glomeromycetes; Glomerales; Glomeraceae
Source: RefSeq, a predicted model, not a curated record